Molecule: messenger RNA, 4362 nt
Organism: Solanum tuberosum (potato)
Lineage: Eukaryota; Viridiplantae; Streptophyta; Magnoliopsida; Solanales; Solanaceae
Product: putative disease resistance protein RGA3
Exons: 5
Coding region: 1897-3114 (405 amino acids)
Biological process (GO): defense response to other organism
Molecular function (GO): ADP binding
Source: RefSeq, a predicted model, not a curated record
UAUUAGGGAAAUCUACACUUGGUUUACAAAGUCCAAACAUGAAUUGCUAAUUUAUAAAAGACGAAAUGGCUUGGGAGAUCCUUGUACUUAUUUUGAUUUGUAAACCUAACUACUUAGGUUACAACUGUAAAUGUACUGACUCCAGAUCAGUUUCUGUUGCUUGGGAUAGAACUAUGAGUGGAGGAAAUGGAGGAGUCAUAGUGGAAGAAGAAAGUGGAAUUUCUAAGGCAUAAAGUAGCUCGCGAGGGACUUGAACUUGAUUUCCCUAUGAUCACAAAACAAUAUUUUGUUCAAAACAAUUUGAUGUAAAAAUGUAAAAUGAUGUGGCAAGUUUUAUCUCAGUUCACUUUUUUGAUUUGGAACUCUAGUCGAGCUGAUGGCGAGAUCAAUUCUUUGUUGGAGUUUCAUGAGGAAGGAGAGGAACCACUGAUGCAAGUCUACAUAUCAUAGAGCUGGCAGCGGAGGUGUACAAGUUAGUUAGUGGGUGAUGUCCAAUAGUUAGUUGGUGCCCAUUAGUUAGUUACAAUUCUGUUACAAAAGUCAGUUGAAUGUUCAGGAGUAGUUAGUUGAAUUCAUUAGUGGAUUAGAUCCAUAUAUACCAGGUAAAAGAUUUCAAUUGAUUCAUUAAAUGAUGAUACAUUUCUUUUUCUUCUAAAAUUCUCUCUCUUCUGAUAUCUCGGCUUCCAGUCGUGAAUUAGCAUCUCAGUUCUUCAAGUUCAAAGCUCCUAGAAUUGUUCUUCUUAAUUGAUGCUUAAUUGACUGUCAUUGUGCAUCAACCACCGCCAAAUGGUGCUUUUACAAAAGUAUGGCAGUGUGAUUGAGAGACACAAUGAGUCUGGAGUGGUUUAAAGUAGUGUGUUGGAACCACUAGGUGAUGCCUGAUAAAGUGGACUGGGUUGACAAAUCAGAAUGAAGUACGAGGGUCUUUUAGUCAUUCACUUUUAUUGUGUAGUAUAAAUUAUUGUCUUCCUCUUAAUGGUCCACAAACAGCUAGCUAAAGAAGACUUGUGCAAAAACUUUGAGAAGACUUUGUGAAGGAGCAAACACAACUAUGGCCGAUCCUGUAAUUGGUGCUACAGUUCAAGUUUUGCUUGAAAAACUGCUUUCUCUCACUAUUGAGGAACUCAGUAGCUCAAGGGACUGCAAGAAAGAUCUGGAAAUGCUUACAUAAAAUGUAUCCUUGAUCCAAGCUUUCAUUCAUGAUGCUGAAAGACGACAAGUUGACGAUCAGGCUGUGAAACUAUGGCUCAAGAUGCUUGAGAGAGCUGAUGAAAAUGUGUUUGACGAAUUCAGGUAUGAAUCUAUCAAAAGACAAGUGAAGAUCCGAAACAAACCAAUGAAAAAGGUCAGUGAUUACUUUUCUCAUACAGAUUUUAAGAGCAAAAUGUCACGAAAAAUCAACAACAUCAAUGAAGAGUUGAGGGCUAUCAAUAAGUUAGCCAAAAACCUCGGUCUCCAAUCACUCAUGGUUCCUCUUCAGCAAAUCCUAUCAAUUCGUGAAACAAAUUCCGUAGUAGUUGCUUCGGAGGUUGUUGGUAGAGACAACGAUGUUGCAGAAAUAAAGAGGAAGAUGUUGAACAUGAGAGAUGAUAUUGUUCUGUCCACAGGGGUUUAGGGAAAACAACUGUGGCUAAGAGAAAUUUCAACGAUGAACAGAUCGAGAAACACUUUGAAAAGAGAGUUUGGUUGUGUCUACCUGAAAUGUCAGAAACGAAGAGCUUUCUUCAACUAAUCCUCGAAUCAUUGACAAAGAGGAAAGUUGAGGUCCAAAGCAGAGACAUAAUAGUCAAGAUGCUACAAGAUGAACUGGCAGGAAGAAAGUAAUUGCUUGUCCUGGAUGAUUUGUGGCAUGUUAACUCUACAUUGUGGGUAGAGUUUGUAGAUACUUUGCGAGGAAUGAUUACAUCCCGAGGAAACUUCAUUCUCGUGACUACUCGUAUGGAACAGGUGGCGUCCACAGUAGCAACAGUAGGUCCUCAUAGGUUGGAAAAAUUAGCAAAAGAUCAUUGUUGGUCCAUUUUCAAACAAAGAGCAUUUGUUGAUGGGGAAGUUCCAGAGGAAAUAGUGAUCAUGGAGAACAGGAUUGUUGAAAUGUGUCAAGGUCUACCAUUGGCUGCAAGUGUGUUGGGAGGCCUCUUACGCAACAAGCAAAAACAUGAAUGGCAGGCAAUUCUUGAUGGAAACCCCCUUGUUGCAAGUGAAGAUGAUAACGGAGAAAAUAACAUUAAGAAAAUCCUAAAACUCAGCUAUGAUUAUCUACCAUCUCCACAUCUGAAAAAAUGCUUUGCUUACUUUGCAAUGUUUCCAAAAGAUUUUGAGUUUGAAAAGGACCAACUAAUCCAACUCUGGAUGGCAGAAGGCAUUCUUCAUCCAUGUCAAGAGAUCACUGUAAUGGAAGACAUCGGGUACAAGUUCUUUCAGCUCUUGUUGCGAAAUUCCUUGCUGCAAGAUGUUAAGUUAGAUAAGCACAACAACAUAACACACUGUAAGAUGCACGAUCUUGUGCAUGGUUUGGCUGGGGAUAUCAUAAAAUCUAAACUAUUUGAUCCGAGGAGCGAUGGUGGAGAAAAUCUUUCUCAAGAGCGAUAUUUUGGAUGGGACUCACCAAGUGAUCAAAUAGAUAAGAUAAAAGAGCCAGAAUGUUUGUGCACACUGUUUUGGAGAAGCAAUUAUAUAUCGGAAGAUAUGCUGUUGAGCUUUAAGUUCUUGAGAGUUUUAAAUUUGUCCAGUUCAGGAAUCAAGGAGUUGUCAGCCAAAAUAGGGAAGCUGAUACACUUAAGAUAUCUUGAUCUCUCGGACACUAAGAUCACAGCCUUGCCCCACUCCAUUUGCGAGCUUUAUAAUUUGCAAACAUUUAGAUUCUACAAAUUCGGUUCACUCUUGGCACUUCCAUAUGAGAUGGGAAAUAUGAUAAGUUUGCGACACAUAUACUUCUGUUCUCGGUCUCAGACGCCACUUAACAUGGGACAAUUGACUUGUCUUCAGACCCUACAGUAUUUCAAUGUGGGUUUAGAGAAAGGUCGUCGAAUAGAAGAAUUAGGUCAUUUGAAGAACCUUAGAGGUAAGUUGAGGAUCAAUGGUCUCCAAUUGGUCCGUAAUAGAGAAGAAGCUUGAACAUCAUAUCUACGGGAGAAACUGAAUAUUUACAAGCUGGCAUAUUUAUGGUCCAUGAGGAAUCAAAAGGAUGUGCAAUCAAUGAUCAGCAUGUGUUGGAUGGUCUUCAACCGCAUCCUAACUUGAAAACAUUAGAAGUGAAGAACUACUUGGGUACUAGAUUUUCUUCAUGGUUCAGUGAAGAAUCGCUACCAAAUUUGGUCAAGUUGAAAUUAAGUGGUUGCAAAAGGUGCAUUGAAAUUCCACCGCUUGGCCAACUGAAGUUCCUUCGGCAUCUUGAGCUGAUAGGACUCCUUGAAUUGGAAUUCAUCGGACCUACAUUUUAUGGUGUCGAGGUUAAUGAUAAUGGAUCGUGCAGCAAAAUCCAAGUGUUCCCGUCAUUGAAAGAGCUUCUAUGGGAGAAUAUGCAUAGCCUUAUUGAGUGGAAUUGAUACCAACAACAAGAGGGGUAAGAAUGUUUGCUAAGCUUGAGAAUUUGAGGAUUAGAAACUGUCCAUUGUUAAAAAGUACUCUGAAUCAAUUUGAAAUCCUACGUGAAUUAGAGAUUGCGAGAGUUGACAGUAAAAAUGCCGUUGUUGAACUUGUGCAGCAACUUGACAUCUCUCGUAAAUUUAAGGGUCUAUUUUGUGAAAGAGCUCACUUGUUUACCAGAUGAGAUGCUACGCAACAACGUUUCACUUCAACACCUAUGGGUCUCAGUGUGCGUUUCAAGGUCAUGCUAGAAUGUUGCUGUGGCAUUUCAAGUCAAAAUCCAUGGGCGGCAACUACAUUAGGGUUGGUUAUGUACGACAAAGGAACCACCACAUUUGUUUUGUUGAAAAACAGAAUCUUCAGCCGUAGACUGUUUCAUGAGCAUUUGGUACUUUGGUCAAGGUAGAAAAGGUAUCCGUGGAUCGAGCCAUCAAAUUCUGUUCAUGAGCUAUUCAUAAGAUGAAGCUAGAAGGUUACUGUGAUAUAAAGACAAAAUGUAUGUCCAUUGCAAACUGCACCUUACUUCUAUGCACGCCAAGACUUGAAAGCUAUGCGGAAGUAUAAGGAUUCUUAGAUGCAUGACAUAUUUCAUUUUGGAUUCCGUUGAUAGUAGAUUUGACAGCAGAGGCCUUUAAUUUCUUGCACAUAGUGUACAUGCCUUUUCGUACAAAUAGAGUUUUUGAUUCCAGCAAACAUUUUGAACUUAAUUCUUAUCUGCUGCAAGCAUCAUUGCCUAGUUGAUAGCUUCUUUAAUGUAGCUCUGCCUUUUCUCUUGAA